AUGGCUGGCAUUGAUUACAAAAAGCUUAGAGAAUCCAACCCUCGCGACAUCACUCUUUACUUCCGCGAGGCUAUUAAACGGCAAAGUGAUACAGAGGUGGCCCGUCAUGUUUUCGAAGGCAUCGAAAAAGGCCUUCUUCCAACUGGUUUAGCGCGUGAUUUGUUGAGGGCGACUAAAUGCCCUCUGAUCACAAAAGAUGCCAUCGUCCAGAAACACUCACUUAGCGUGCGUAAGUUUGGCCUUAAUUUUCUCGAGCGGCUACUCAGCCGCUCAGAUCCUAUCGAAACUUUAAAAGUAUUAGGGGGAGAAGAAUGGCUAUCACAACUAUUUCACAAUCUGUCCGUUGAUGAUGUUAAGAUUCUAUCGAAAGCUCUCUGCCUCGGCACACGCAAACGUUCCGAGGAAAUGGAAGGACUAUUCGACAGCUUGCAUGCAUCUCUUGUCGCUACCAGCGCUUUGGAAAACAGGCGUUUAUUCAAUUCGGUUUCUGAUCUGCUCCCAGCGUGUUCUGCUGGAUAUGUCGAGGUUAAUUUGAGCGAUGAUCAGAAACUAAGCUCGGCAUGCACUCGGCGAUUAAUCAUACGUCACACUACAUUUUGUCGCCAAAAAGUGCUGAACGCAGUCAAUUUUCCUAAAGUUUCUUUGCCAUAUUAUGCCUCCGAGCUGGUCAAAAAUUUGCCUAGCUUGCCCACAGAUGCUCGUGGAUUAACUCCAUCAAAAGAGUUUGCGUUGGAAGUUCUUUCUAAUAUUGCAGAUAAGUACAACAUAACUGCAGACGUUUCAGAUAAUUUCACUCGCGACACUUUGAUACUUCCAUUAGCACGUCGAGUAUACAAUAAAGAUGGCGAAAGUGACCAACACGGAACUAUGCUAGAAAUACUCCACUACACAGCUGCCAUAAUGGAACGCGGAUCAAACUUUGUCGACGUAAAGUUGUCCUUCAAAAAAGGUUAUUUGGGAUGGUUCGCAGUCAAGUGCUGGUCUAGUAAUGCUUCGAAAUUUGAUCAAAAAUUACGCACACUCUUGAAAAACUUGAGAGCUCCUUUAGAAGAGUUGCUCAAUCGCCUUCCAGAUUGCUUUGCACAUAUACCGGUCUGCUGUCGUAAGCAACUUUUAGAUCUGAUUUUUCAAUGUUAUUCUCCUAAGUUCAAAGAUCUGUUUAGCUCCGAGAGUCUGAAAGAGAUCAACCUGCUCGAAUGGCCCAAGUGGAUUUUUCGUACCUUGCCGAGAGUAGACGCGCUGCGGGUUUUCAAUAAUCUGAGAGGUAUAUACCAAGAAAGAGACAAGCCCUUUCUGAAGCCGAUCUAUCCAAUCAUCACUAGUCCGGAAACGAAUGUAGGUAUUCUCCACACAUGCUUAGAAAGAGGUGAAAUAGGUGCCUUGGAAAGAGCUGCAGUAGCGAUUCAACACCUGCAGAAACAUGCAGAGAAAGCCCGCAAUCAAAUACACCGUGAAACACAUACAAGCGAGGCUAUUUGUUAUGCAAUUGAAAGCGGAUCCUUAGAACUUCUUCUCGGCGUUAUUAAGUGGACAAGACGAUUCGUCAAAGACACGCUGACAGUCCCAACAAUUUUCAUUAGGACGUUAGUGAACAAUCAAGAUGUUGUAGAUAUGCUGGCGGUUUUGCCUUCCUUUCGCUACUCGCAAGGUGUUCCUUACUUGAAAUUUCGUCAGCUCGCAAUUCACGCAAAAGAAGACUUGGAUGUGAAUGUUGCCAUAGCAAAUGAGAUUUUGCGCACUAUCUUUUCCUUUGCCGUGUCAACGCUUCAGGAACCCUCUUCUGACAUCUUCAGAUGGCUCCCGCUUUUCAGACUUUCUGCGAAGAUCUCUAUCCAGCGAAUUAGAGAGAUUGAGAUGCACUACAGUGCCGACUGCUCUCAAAUAAGAUCGGUUUUCGAAAGCACAAAAGUUCUUCUACUAGAGACCGAAAGCAGACUCCUUGACCUUGGCGAAGAGCAUGUCUUUAACACAAACCCCACAAAAAUGGAUCGCUAUCCACUGCCGCUCACCAAGCGUGCGCAACCUCUUACUCUGGAAUUUUUGGAUGACCUUGCAAAAUGUAGAGACAAGAUAUGGUACCAGCUUCGUGUCAGUGAAAGACCCGAAAUUAGUAACUUACCUUCGCCUUUCUCACACGGCUUACCACUCAUCAAACUUCUUCAAUCAGUUUCCGGCCCAAACAAUAACAUGUUAGAUCUCGGGCUGGACUGCGCCAGCCCAAAUGUGCCAUUUCUAAAAUCCCGAGCACAUGAGCUGGUGUUCAUGCCUGCAGAGAUAGCCUUAUCCAAUUUACAGUUGGAUAAGGAUUCAGCAAACGCUGUAACUUGCUUCUUGGACAGUUACGCUAUCGCUCUACGAUUCUACGCUUUGAGCUACAGUGUAGAAGAACAACCAGACGCCAUUCAGAGGGCCUGGAAACACUGCCUUGCAAAUUUCAAUGGCUCCCGAAUGACGAACGAAGAGAGUCGCAUGCACUGGAUGGGCAUUUUCCAGGGGGCGCUAAGUAAUCUCGCUUUAGAUUCAUUUGAUACACAAAAGCUCUCAGCCAAUACCCUCAUAGUACCGACCGUAACAUCUUCCCCAACCCCCAUAAAGUGGUCUCCUGAAAUCCCUUACCAAGAAUUCACCAAGAAAAGAAAAACAGCCUUCAGAAACAUCGACUUCCUGACAAAUGGAUACCUUCAAAUUAGAAAUAGUGGUAUCUAUUAUGCUAUUCGCGAUCGAGGUUUGAAAAUUGGUGCAGACAGCGAAAAAAGUUUCGACGUUGGCGCUGAAAAUGACCGAUUAUGGUCCCUGUCUCGAAAAGACAAUUCGCCCCUCAAGAAUGAAGUGGCCGCACUCUCAGCAAUGCUUUUCUUGGAUUGUCACUUCAAAUCUUCUGAGAGCAUUUUGGCAUGCCCAUUUCCCUCACAGGCUGAAAUACGAUAUCCCUGUAUGAUUCUUGAUGAAGGUUUUCUUUCUGACAAGAACCGUACCUGCGACAAAGCCCUAGACGUUAUCCAGAAAUCGAUUGGUCAAGUAUCACCUGCAUUACUUAGUGAUUUGGUGCGAAAUGCGUUUAAGUCGCUGCUCUCUCAUAUGGGGACAUCCGUCUUUGCAGAGAGAAAGCGGCAAGCGUUUAGCUUACUCAAACUUUUGAUUGAGAGUGAUCGGCCAUCCCUGGCUUCACAGCUAGUACUAGAGGCUGUCUUAAAUUAUCCCGAGGAUACGGCAUGGCAUCGACAGAUCUUGACGCAGAAAAUCCUAAGAAGAAUGGAUCCUGUCGACGCUCAACAUCUCAUAAUACAGUUCGUGAGUGAAAUAUCAUCCAGGUUAGGCUCUCCAACAUCUCUUCAGUAUAAGCAGCACCAGUCAGCUCCCGAAUCUUUUGUCAAGGUGAGUACUGUUAAACUUUUAAUUGGGCUUUUAAGUAACACAGAGACAUUACCACCAUCGUUGACACUCACAGCCGUGAAACACUUGAUUACAAGCCAAUGUCACGUUGACAUUCGUAUCUUCAGUCUUCAAUGCUUACUCCAGACAAUGUGUGAUUGUAAAGACAACAAAAGUAAACCAAUUCGUGAGGCCAUAUUCACAACGUUAGAAUCUCUAACUAAUGUCGUUGGUGCCAUCAGUGAGAACUGUUCGUCCGUGAGUACCGCUGGUUCUGGAAGGCCAGAGUGCGAGUAUGAGCUUCCUUUGGCUUCAUCAGCUAUGUUACAGCAACUGCUUCUGACCCCAUCGUAUCGUGGAAGUAACAACGCUUCAGAUCUUCAAGAAUUUUUCGACCGAGUGGCCCUGCCUGCUUUGACCUAUUCUCGAGAAUCGAAUAUUUGUUGGAUGCGUCAAUUCUGUCGCAAGUACGACCUAGUAGACGUAUUAGAGUCGCUUCCUAUCGUGCCUGUCGAUCCAAGUGUAUGGUUCACUCUUUUCUCGAGCUACCUUGCAUAUCUACCCAAGUCUUGGCUAAUUCUAUUUCAUGAAUAUUUCUUGUUCACCCUUUCCCCACCCGAUAAGGUUACGGCGGUCAACUUGUUGAUCAAACAUGAUAUAGAGCUAGCAAACGGCAGCGAAAGUCACUGGCUGAGGCAUUACGGCGAAGUGCCAUCUUUCAAAAUUGAAAGUCUGCUUGAGGAAGAAUUCCCCACAGGAAGCAGGGUACAAAUUGAUCUGAAGAUGAUUCAGGACCUUACCGUAGAAAAGGCAAAAGCUAUCAUUGAAAAAUCAACCUGGACGCUAGAAACCUGGCAAAAAUUCGCGUAUACGUUCACUCUGAAACAUAGAGGGAAUCAUUCGCAAAAGAUAUGGCUUGAACAAUCGCGCCCUGUGCUGGUGAGUAUAAUUUCUUACAUUGAGGCGGCGCGUAAAUCUUCGAGGCUCAUUGCCCCAAAUAAAAAGCCGCUUAUUCUUCCACCAACAUUCCCGCUGUAUAUGGCACUGAUUGAUUUCCCUAACUCUGAUUCGGAUAAAGAGCUUGACGAAAGGAGCUGUCGCCGGUUUGCUGGGCAGUUGCAACAGUUCAUCGAGACCCAUGUUAUUGGAUGCGCAGAAACUCCAUACCACAAGCGUUUCGAACAACUCUCUUCAAAGGUUCUCGCAGGACUCAGAGAAUGGGAAAUUGUACAUGUUGUGUGCGACUUAGACUACUUGAUCAACUUUAAAAAUAUCAAGCUUUGUGACUAUCUCCUGGUGGACCUUGCAGAUUAUUUGCUCAACAAAGCACAUGGGAUAAGCAAGGCGCGGCCGGAACUACUUGACCAAGUCGUCAACAUGGUGACAAAGUGGAUUCAGUGCGACGACGAACUUGUUUGUGAUCUUGGUCUGGGAUGGCUGAAAAAAUCUGACGUGCCCUGGCUUGCAAACCAGCGCGAAGUGAUGCUCAACGCAGAGGGUGUUCUGAGCGCCAAAUCCAUAUCUAAAUGA
Lachancea nothofagi CBS 11611 is the source of this 4902-nucleotide messenger RNA. NCBI's taxonomy places the organism in Eukaryota, Fungi, Ascomycota, Saccharomycetes, Saccharomycetales, Saccharomycetaceae. The record is from the annotation of a GenBank genome assembly.